Molecule: messenger RNA, 1579 nt
Organism: Aquila chrysaetos chrysaetos
Lineage: Eukaryota; Metazoa; Chordata; Aves; Accipitriformes; Accipitridae
Gene: ARFRP1
Product: ADP ribosylation factor related protein 1
Exons: 8
Coding region: 161-766 (201 amino acids)
Biological process (GO): protein localization to organelle; Golgi to plasma membrane protein transport; intracellular protein transport
Cellular component (GO): Golgi apparatus
Molecular function (GO): GTP binding; GTPase activity
Source: RefSeq, a predicted model, not a curated record
GAGUGCCGAGCGAGGGACGGCGCCGGCGGCCGGCGCCGAUGGGAAGCGUUAAAGCAGCUGUGUGGCGGGAGGUAUCUCCGGUUCCCGGUGAGGGGCCGCGGGUUUUGGGUACUGUCCUUCGCCUUCCGCGCUCGGGAGACGGCAAGAGCAGCGGAGCAGGAUGUAUACUCUCCUGUCUGGGCUCUAUAAAUACAUGUUCCAGAGGGAUGAGUACUGCGUCUUGAUCCUUGGUUUGGACAAUGCUGGUAAAACCACCUUCCUUGAACAAACCAAAACUCGAUUUAACAAGAACUACAAAGGGAUGAGUUUGUCCAAAAUCACAACCACUGUAGGCUUAAACAUUGGUACUAUUGAUGUUGGCAAAACUCGGCUAAUGUUCUGGGAUCUUGGUGGGCAGGAGGAACUGCAGUCUCUUUGGGACAAGUAUUAUGCUGAAUCUCAUGGAGUGAUCUAUGUUAUUGACUCCACUGAUGAGGAGAGGCUCUCAGAAUCUAAAAGAGCUUUUGAGAAGAUGAUUACCAGCGAAGCUCUGGAAGGGGUUCCCAUUCUGGUGUUAGCUAACAAGCAGGAUGUAGAGACUUGUCUGUCAAUACCUGACAUCAAGACAGCAUUUAGUGACUGCAUUAACAAAAUUGGGAAGAGAGACUGCCUGACACAAGCCUGCUCUGCUCUUACUGGCAAAGGAGUGAACGAGGGAAUUGAAUGGAUGGUGAAAUGCGUGGUGAGGAAUAUUCACCGGCCCCCAAGAAAGAAGGACAUCACGUAAGAAAUUGCAAGCCAGCCAAGGAGCAGACAGUCUCUUUCCACACAGUUUUGUGUUCCCUUUUAAGAAGGUGGUCCACUGGAUUCCUAUUACACCUGAUUCUUUCCUAAGUUUGGAGACAAACAUUCUCUUUCUGUGUCUAAAAAACUUGAGCAAAGGAUUCCAACUGGGUGGGGGGUGGGAAUCUCUUACAUUAAGUAUUAAGCUGUUGGCCUGAGAGCAUAGACAGAGUGGCAAUCUACACAUUGUUGCAGAUGCAAAGGACUUAAUUUUCUACUGUAUUACUUUGUGAUUCUUGAUUUGUUAGUCUAAGAGGCUAGAGGCCAGUGACAUGAAGGAACUCCUGAAGGAACCGUGUAGGUGAAAAUGAAAGGGGAGGGAGAGCCUGGGGAAUGGCUGUCCCUUCUAACCGAGAAGAUACCUUGCUGCUCCAGCCCCAUGGUUACUAUAGGUGGUGUUACUGGCCCUGAUAUGCUGCUGUUUGUAUAAUGGGGAGAGACAGCGUUGAUUAUAACUCAAUUUUCAGUCAGCACGUUGAUUUGUAACUUUUACCUGUGGUAAAUGCAGAUAUGGAAGCCAGCAACUGCACAAUGGUAUACUGUUUAAAAUGGGUAUUCUUAAUAGGACAUGAACUCCAGAAGCACUGCCUUGCUUUGACUGCCAAUCUUUUUUGUGCAUUCUCUUUAAUUGUAAGAAUAAUUGGUAUCUUCUGUAACUGGAAUGAAUUGAGGCCCUCUCUGUGAUCUUUCUAGGCCGAAAGCUGAACCUCUAGGCAGGGAGAAAUCAGUAUGCAAUAAAGCUUCCUACUUCUUUGAA